CCGCCUAGGUCUCGGUACCGCCAUGUGCAGCUGGGUGGCGGCGGCGGGAUGGCGACGGGCUAGCUGCAGCGCGCUGCGGUCCGGCGGGGGGCGGCCGCCGCCGGGCAGCCUGAGCGACUUGCUGCAGAGCUCGGUGACGGGCGAAGACACGGGCACGGAGGCGGCGGCGCGGCGGGGGCGGCGCCUGGACGCCUCCUCGGUGCUGCUGUUCCCGGGCCAGGGCAGCCAGCGGGCGGGGAUGGGCCGGGGCCUGCUGAGCUUCCCCGGUGCGAGGGACCUGUUCGUCGCGGCCCGCGACGUGUUAGGCUACGACCUGCUAUCGCUCUGCCUGCACGGGCCGCAGACGGAGCUGGAUCGCACAGUGCACUGCCAGCCCGCUGUCUUCGUGUCCUCCCUGGCCGCCGUGGAGAAGCUCAGCCACCAGCGGCCUGAUGUGAUAGAGAACUGUGUUGCAGCCGCCGGGUUCAGCGUGGGCGAGUUUGCUGCCCUGGUGUUUGCUGGAGCCUUAGACUUUGAAGCAGCCUUGUAUGCAGUGAAAGUGCGUGCUGAAGCAAUGCAACAGGCAUCGGAAGCAGUCCCAAGUGGGAUGUUAUCAAUUAUUGGGCAACCCAAGUCAGAUUUCAAGGUUGCCUGCAUAGAAGCUCGUGAACACUGUAGAUCAUUGGGUGUAGAAGAUCCUGUUUGUGAAGUUGCAAAUUACCUGUUUCCAGAUAGCAGAGUUGUUGCAGGUCAUUUACAGGCCUUGAAGUUUUUAGAGGAGAACUCCCGAAAAUAUUAUUUUGCACGUACAAAAAUGCUGCCAGUCAGUGGAGCUUUUCACACAAGACUUAUGGAAUCAGCCAUAGAGCCCUUGGCAAAAGUACUCAAAUCAGUUGAGAUUCGGAAACCACUCAUAAAUGUCUAUUCAAACGUCGAUGGCAAAAAAUACAUGCAUUCAAAACAUAUUCAACAUUUGUUAGUAAAGCAGCUUGUUUCACCUGUAAAAUGGGAACAGACUAUGCAUGAAGUAUAUGAAAGAACAAAGAGAACGAAGUUUCCUUUUACAUAUGAAGUGGGACCUGGGAAACAACUAGGAGCAAUGCUCAGAAACUGCAAUUUAAAGGCUUGGAGAGUCUAUAAACAUAUUGAAGUAUCAGAAGAUGAGGAAGUAGAGGAGGCAUGACAAUAUUUUGAAAAAUCCAUAUAAUUGUUGCUUUUUCAGCUUAAUUUUAAACGAUUUGGUUGCCCCUGAAAGAGAGCUCCUGGAGAUUAGAGGCAUCUCUGUUUUAUCCCCAGAAGAGUACAGCUCUGAGUUUAAUACAAAAUGAUUUUCCCUGAUAUUGCUUCUUUAAUGCACCUCACACUUUACAGAGAAGAACUGCUGCAAAGGUGCAGCUGUUCAGCCUGUUGUCAGUGUGAGGAUGCUAUCAAAGAUGCUGUUUGCUCUUAGAUUUUUGUCCAUUCCUGCUAGCAGCCCCUUUUGCCCGUGUGGAGUUGUUAAAGUCUGUUCCCUUCUGUGUAUGCACAAAGGUCUUUUUACACGGAAGACCUUGCAGGGUGAAAGCCUUUGACUGUUUCUUUCAUGUGGACCUCUGUUUACCAUGAUCAGGAAUUCUUUUAGAUAAGUCACUCAAUUGUAAUGACUUUUAGUCACUACUCUCUCCUGUCUUAAAAAGAUGACUAAUCCGUGGAAUAGGUAUCCGCAGACUUUUUCUUAAUGUUGCUUUUGUACUCAAAACUUACUACUGGGGUUGCAUAAAGUAGAAAAUGUUAUUACAAAUACACUUUUAAGGUUGCAUUAUAAAUAUAAAUAAAUGAUUUAUAAAGCUCUA
Alligator mississippiensis (American alligator) is the source of this 1811-nucleotide messenger RNA. RefSeq names its product malonyl-CoA-acyl carrier protein transacylase (gene MCAT). The transcript has 4 exons. The record is from RefSeq and is a predicted model, not a curated record. The coding region runs from base 23 to 1162 and encodes 379 amino acids. NCBI's taxonomy places the organism in Eukaryota, Metazoa, Chordata, Crocodylia, Alligatoridae. Gene Ontology annotation, molecular function: transferase activity.